Messenger RNA from Pundamilia nyererei, 2734 nucleotides. RefSeq names its product cnksr family member 3 (gene cnksr3). Gene Ontology annotation, molecular function: protein binding. NCBI's taxonomy places the organism in Eukaryota, Metazoa, Chordata, Actinopteri, Cichliformes, Cichlidae. The transcript is spliced from 13 exons. Bases 220 to 1848 code for a protein of 542 amino acids. The record is from RefSeq and is a predicted model, not a curated record. Gene Ontology annotation, biological process: regulation of signal transduction. Gene Ontology annotation, cellular component: membrane; cytoplasm.
UGCCGCAUCAAUCCCAACCCGAGCGGUGAGGACCUGAGGGGGAUUUCAGUCCAGCCUCCCGGUCGAGUGUGCGCACAGUUGUUCAUUUGGUGAACACAAACAGACGCUGAGAGCGAAGCUGGAGCGAAGAAUGUGACAGAAAACAGUUCUCCGAGUUCUUCAUCAGCGCCGCCACAUUUCGGCUCAUUUCUCUUUCUCUGAUUUUAUUCUGAGCACACCAUGGAGCCGAUAACCAAGUGGACGCCAAAGCAAGUUGUCGACUGGAUGAGAGGUUUGGAUGACAGCUUGCAGCAGUACGUUAGCAACUUUGAGCGGGAGAAGAUCAGUGGCGAGCAGCUGCUGAAGAUCACACAUCAGGACCUGGAAGAGCUCGGCGUUGCCAGGAUUGGCCACCAGGAGCUGGUGCUGGAGGCUGUCGACCUGCUAUGCGCUCUGAACUACGGAGUGGAGUCGGAUAACUUGAAGAAUCUGGUAGUGAGGAUGAGAGCUGCCACCAACAGUCUGCACAUGGCCACGGCCGACCGCAGGAAAAGCCCCGCCUACGAUGGAAGCGCCUCGCGAAAGCCACCUAACGAUUUUCUUACCUCCGUGGUGGAGCUGAUCGGUGCUGCAAAGAGCCUCCUGGCGUGGCUCGACAGGACGCCUCUUACAGGGAUCAGUGACUUCACAGCCACCAAGAACAAGAUCAUUCAGCUGUGCCUGGAGCUCACCACCACAGUUCAGCAGGACUGCAGUGUUUAUGAGAUGGAAGAAAGGAUCCUGGAAGUUUCAAAGAUUUUGAACACCAUCUGUGAUCAGACCGUGAGAACCACCUCUGACCCCCUGAUGAGCCAGUCGGCUUGUUUGGAAGAAGUCCAGUUGACCAACAUCAAUCCAGGCGAGGGUCUGGGAAUGUACAUCAAGUCUACUUAUGAUGGGUUGCAUGUCAUCACUGGAACCACAGAACAUUCGCCCGCAGACCUGACGAGGAAGAUCCACGCUGGGGACGAGGUGAUCCAGGUCAACCAUCAGACUGUGGUGGGCUGGCAGCUAAAAAACCUGGUUUUUAAACUGAGGGAGGACCCUAAAGGUGUGGUUCUACUCCUGAAGAAGAGGCCCACGGGCACAACAGGUUUCACCCCCGCCCCACUGAAGAACAUGCGCUGGAAGCCCCCAGUACCUCAGAAUAAUUCGUCCCUCGUUAGAACCCAGUCUCCUUCCAGUUCAGCUAAUGGAUCAACCAAAAAGGAGAAGCCGGCUAUCCUGGACUUGUACAUCCCGCCUCCUCCUCUAAUGCCGUACACGCCGCGAGAGGCGAGAACAGACGCCUUCUCCAGCAUCAGUAAAAGACCAAAGGGCUCUGAGUCACCUAACUCCUUCCUGGACAAGGAGAGCAGAGGACACUGCACCGAUUUUGACAAGCAAAGCGCCGGCUGUCCCAUCGAAGCAAAGGUGGUCCAGCCCAGAAUGAGGGAGCAUAAACCCUCGCGUGGUAAGCCCCGGCCGCUGUCCAUGCCUGCAGACACCUGUCUGUCAGUGGUUGAUCCUUACGCAAAGCCCUGGGCGCAGGGAAGGAAAGGUGAGGACCUCCUGUACAGAUACCUGAGUAACGAGAGGAUCCCCACCAUUGCUGAGGAGGUCCCCUCGGUGUCUCCACCCUACAGGCCUGCAGGGGAACGGCAUCUCAUCCGAGUGGACCACAUCCGGGGCAGCCGCUACUACUCCAACUCAGACCUCCACAACAGUGCCACCAUCCCCUACCAGGAAGACACGAAAAAGGCUCCGGUAGCUCCCGUCUCCAAGCGCACGACGGCAGAGCGCUCACUACUGGUCAGUUGGAUCACGCGGCUUAAGCUAUUGACUCACUGAUGAUGCGCUUCCUGUCCGGGGCUUCCUGUUCCUGUCUUGUCUUCCUCAGUGCCUUUGACAUUUAACGUCCUCGGGCUUUCUCACACUCCUCUCUCCCAUACCUCCCUGGUGUUACUACUACUACCAACUACAACUGCUACUCCUCAACCAAACCUGCUUUUGUAGUACUCACUACAUUAAGUCAUCGCUCCUUUAACACAACCCUCAUCUCUGACACAAGCCUCAGCAUCAAGAGGACACAGUUGUGUUCAGAUUUAGGCUUUUUUGGGCCUCGUUUGCUGUACAUGGACAUCUCUGUACAUAUCAUGUAAUGUUUCGGCUAAGAUGUUCUUCACGUCGCUUAUUUAAUACACUGAAGCUCUCGACCAGUUCGGUUCUCUGUUUAUUUGCUUUUCAUUUGCAUAAAUAAGUUAUUAAAAAAGAACAAGUUAGACAAGCAGCACAUGUCUGUUAGCGAGGCUGUUUUUCUUGUCAUGUUGCUUUUUUUCUUUUUUUUAAACAAAUUCAUUUUUGUGAUUGCUUACAUUAACUUCUGCCAAUGGUUGCCUCUUGUAAAGCUAUGCAUACGAUUUUUACUGUCACUUUAGUGGAAAAAUGCUGCAUUGGUUGUUAAAGGUGUUUAUCUUGUCACUAGCAAACAUUUGUGCAUGAUUUAAGGCUAUGCACUCAACUCAGUAAACCUUUAUAACCUGUGUUUCAGCUCAAGCACCCAUCUAAAGGGCCUCUAUAUACAGCUGGUUGACAGUAAACUGGUCUUUUAUGCCAGUGUUUUUGAACAGUGGCAGAAUGACGGCAUUAUUUAAGAAGCCACAGGGAAUGAGUGUCUGUUGUUGCUUUAUCUGCCUUUUGUAAGAUUUGAAUAGCGAUUUAUUAAACUGCAGUUUAU